Molecule: messenger RNA, 5587 nt
Organism: Callithrix jacchus (white-tufted-ear marmoset)
Lineage: Eukaryota; Metazoa; Chordata; Mammalia; Primates; Cebidae
Gene: TMEM185B
Product: transmembrane protein 185B
Source: RefSeq, marked provisional
GUGAGCUCACUCCCGCCUCCAUGUUCCCGGAGUCGCCUGGAAGCGUCCGUCCGAGGUCGCGGGCCGCCUGGGGAGUCCGCAGCGCGCCAGGCCCCUCCGGGCGCCGCACGCAGUAGGUGCCAUCCUAAUGAGUUCGGAAUGAAGGUGGGCAGCAGCGGGACCGAGGCACCCCGCCGGUAGACGCCGCGCCCCCCGGGCCCGCGCACGCCGUACCGCAGCGCGCUUCCGGCUGGGCCACGUGACCGCGCGCGCACGUGUUCCGGCCUCUCCGCGUCGCCGCUGCGAGCCUCCUCUUGGUUGCCCUGGCAUUGGUGCGCCUGGAGCCGGCGUGGGCCGGGCCCGGGAGGCGGCGGCCCGGGGAGCCGCGGAGACGCGGGCGCCGAGCGUCACGGGGUAACAGGCCCGGGCCGGUGGGUGGCAGCCUCCGACAUGAACCCCCGGGGCCUGUUCCAGGACUUCAAUCCCAGUAAAUUCCUCAUCUACUCCUGCCUGCUGCUCUUCUCAGUGCUGCUGCCCCUUCGCCUGGACGGCAUCAUCCAUUGGAGCUACUGGGCCGUCUUCACCCCCAUAUGGCUGUGGAAGCUUCUGGUCAUCGCGGGCGCCUCGGUAGGCGCGGGCGUUUGGGCCCGCAACCCUCGCUACCGCACCGAGGGGGAGGCCUGCGUGGAGUUCAAAGCCAUGCUGAUCGCUGUGGGCAUCCACCUGCUCCUGCUUAUGUUUGAAGUCCUGGUCUGCGACAGGGUGGAGAGGGGCACCCACUUCUGGCUGCUGGUCUUCAUGCCUCUCUUCUUCGUGUCCCCCGUGUCCGUGGCUGCCUGCGUCUGGGGCUUUCGACACGAUAGAUCGCUGGAGCUGGAGAUCCUGUGCUCUGUCAACAUCCUGCAGUUCAUCUUCAUCGCCCUACGGCUGGACAGAAUUAUUCACUGGCCGUGGCUGGUGGUGUUUGUGCCUCUGUGGAUUCUCAUGUCGUUCCUUUGCCUGGUCGUCCUCUAUUACAUCGUCUGGUCCCUCCUGUUCCUGCGGUCCCUGGAUGUGGUUGCCGAGCAGCGAAGAACACACGUGACCAUGGCCAUCAGCUGGAUAACGAUUGUCGUGCCCCUGCUCACUUUUGAGGUCCUUCUGGUUCACAGAUUGGAUGGCCACAAUACAUUCUCCUUCAUCUCCAUAUUUGUCCCCCUUUGGCUUUCCUUACUAACUUUAAUGGCCACAACAUUUAGGCGAAAGGGUGGCAAUCAUUGGUGGUUUGGCAUUCGCAGAGACUUCUGUCAGUUUCUGCUUGAAAUUUUCCCAUUUUUAAGAGAAUAUGGGAACAUUUCAUAUGAUCUCCAUCAUGAAGAUAGUGAAGAUGCUGAAGAGACAUCCGUUCCUGAAGCUCCGAAAAUUGCUCCAAUAUUUGGAAAGAAGGCCAGGGUAGUUAUAACCCAGAGCCCUGGGAAAUAUGUUCCCCCACCUCCCAAGUUAAAUAUUGAUAUGCCAGAUUAAAACUCCCAGAGAGGACCCAAGCACACAUAGACUCCACCUUGCCUUUGCCUCUUGUUCAUUCAUCCCAAACCUGGAAAUGGAAGCAGACUCCAAACACGGUUGUCUCACGCCCUGUUUGAGGUCGCUGCCUCAUCAGUAGGCAUCCUAGAUGGAGUGAUUUCCAUAUGUGGGUGUAUGUGGUGUGUACCCGGGUAAGAGAACUUGCUUUCCAGGUUUGCACUUUCAGAUGUAGCUGGGGGCAGUCAGCUGAAUUGUUUUAGUAGGUCCUCAAAAGGAGUAACUACACAAAGUCUCUUUUUUAAGUGCUACUGUACCUAUCAAAAAUAUUGUUAAAAAGUAUUUUUGUACACUGCUAAUCUAAAAUUGUAUUUCAGAUUGUGCCUGUUAUGACGUAAUAGCAAAUGUAAAGAAUUCUCUUUCCCACCACUUGUAUAAACCUCAUAGUCGUUAUUUUUAGUGUUCUUCCUGUUAAAAUACUUUCUCCUUGGGCUUUGCUGAUACUGGUCUUUGAUAUUCUGAUAGAUGAAUUUUUCGAAUGGAAUGAAUCCAUGCGUAUAUAGUAUUUAUGUGAACAUUUUAGCAGUGUAAUAUGUUGAAUUCUAGUUCUCUGCAGUACGGUGUAUUAUGUUGAAUUCUGGUUCUCUGCAAUACAACGUAUUAUGUUAAAGUAUAUUUUAAAGCUUACAUGUGAAGAUACAUGUCUAUUGCAGAUGUCCUUGAAGACUGCAUAAAACAAUAUGUGCCUGGUGUGGCUUUUACCAAAGUACUAGGCACGAAUAUAGAGACUGCAAAUCCCGUGGGUCUUAACAUUUAGGUGUUAGUAACCGAGGUCUGUGCUGUAUAAAGGUCUCUGGUAGUACCCGUUAGUAGAGGAAGAAGCCACUGCCCUUGGGAACUUGUGACAUGCUCCAGUGUGGUACCAGGCCAUAAAGUGACACGGUUGCUUAGCACCUUGAAUUUUUCCACACAGGUAGUAACUGUGUGGAAAUAAGCAACAAGUGGUUUGUCCAUUUCUAAGCAUCUUAGACUUACUAGUUGGCUGUACUGUAACGCAUUACUUGUCAUUGGAAGGCUGGAGAGAGUGGCCUUACCCAGAAGUGCCAACAGAAGUAGGUAUCAUUUUAAGGUCCAAACUUUUUCAUCUGUCAGCAAUAGGGAAACAACAGUUCCAGUUCUCUUUGUGGAGAAGUACAGUGUUUCUUUAGGUGCUCGUAGCACACCAGGGAAUCGGCAGAAGCUGGAUCCCGCAGAGUUGUAUUCGUCUGACUAAGAACAAAUAAAUACUUUCGAAAGGAGGUUAAAACAGAAAGGAGUGUUGAUGUUAUUACUGUGGAGAAGACGGGAUGGAGUCCACUUAUUAGUCAUUUACUAAAAAUGAUCUAAACUGCAUUCCACACUCUGCCCUGGCCAUGAGGCAAACUUGUUGGGUUUGGAGAAAAAUAAAAACAUAAUCCUAAAUUCACUAUAUUUGCUGUAUAUAAAACAUUAAAAUAACAUGCUCUGUACACAUGCUCUCAACAAGAGCCUGUGCUAGGAAGCUGAGUGCCAGAAUGCCCGAGGGAGCCACAGCUCAGCUUAGUCGGCUGGGACAGAGCUUGCAGUCUCUGUCUCUCUGACACUGGCAGUUUACACCAGCCAGCAGCCCUGAGAGCAGUGGAUGUAACUUUUUAUAAAGAAGGAUUCAUUCAUUCAUUUUCUCAAUAUUUCUUUAAGACCUACCCUGAGCCAAGCAUGGUGCAUCCUGUGGAGAUGUAGUGGAGAGCAAACAGGGAAGUGUCCUGUAUAGUGAGAAGUGUGAGCUGUGCCCGCAGAGGGAAAGAGUCCAGAGCAGCCUGUACAAGACGCGGGGAAAGAUGCUGCUGGCCUCAGGGUGACCUAGAACUUGAAGCCCAUUUUUGUUUUCAGGAGCCCAGUGCUCCCCUCCACCCCUAAAGAAUUUCUCCAAGACGUGGAUUUUCAUUUCAGUAAGAUUGAGGGGUGGAUGGGCAGGCAGUGCUGGAGGAGUUGGGAGGCAGGUUUGGGGGUUGCAGUGGGAUCACUGGCCCUCCUGGCUGCAGUUUUGGGCCAGGAGCCUGGCACCUGGUGCCAACACCCCAACCUGAGGGGUCCCCCACAAACCGCCAGCCCAUCUUACCUCCUGUCCCCCAAGCUGUCUAGUGUUGGAGAGCCAGCAUCUGAAGUGUGGAAACAAGCUUUCUCACCAGGUAGGGCAUCCGCAGUCAGGACCAUUAGGUAAAAACGGAAGCGACAGGUUGUAGGAAGUUAUUUGUCUGUGAGGCCGAGAGAACUUCAGCAGUGCCUGGGAAUUGAGCAAAUUGCCAUGUAACACUGACUAUCCAGUGUUCAGCGUGUAUUGAAUUCUGGAACUCUUCCUCCUGUGACGGGCUCAGUCAGAGUCAGCUGUUGCUGCAGAGCAACCCCAGAACCCGGUGGUCUCCAUCCACAGAUUCCCGUUCUCGGGUAGUCUACAAGUUGACUUCUGGGUUACGCUCCAGGCCCAGGUCUGAUCAGGUCUGCUCCGCAACAAGUUCAGUAUUCUGGGUCCCUGGUCGAAGUAGCAGCUUUUCCUGGGCCAUGUUCUUUCUCAUGGCAGAAGCACAAGAGGCUGAGCCCUACCCUGCAGGCACAAAUAUAGUCCCUGCUCACUUUCGGUUGGCCACAGCACAUGGCCAAGCCUGACCUCCGUGGGGAGAGGCAGUGCACAGCCAGGGAACAAUCACAGUCUGCAUGGGCUGUCACUCCAUGACCUCAGUGUUACGAGAUGGUUCUCAAGGAAUCACAGGAUUUGUGGCAGAUCACCCAUGAUGUGUUUCCCCUGACUCUGUAACUGGUAAAAGCUGUUUCCAUUAGGAGGGCUCUGUUGGGGGUUUGAGGUGAGAUGAGAAAGACGCUGCCUUCCAGCCCCUCGGUUAACAGUGGUGUGGCCCGAGAGCUCCACACAGGACAGUUUUGGGAAAGUGCUGGAAUCCAAAGCUUUUCUGGAGGGCUAUGCAGGGCACUUUGGAAAGGCCAGGUGUGGGUGCAGGGAGCCCAGCCAUAUAGGUGGAAGCUGCAGAUGGUGAGGGAGGCCUCCGGCCUGGCCCUGCCAGGGCCCCAACUCAGUGAAGGAAGCUGUUGGAUACAGGUCACUCAGCCGGGCAGGAAAGAUGGGAUGAAGCCCAGCAAGCUCACAGGGGUCCGGGGAGCUGUGUGGCUGGAAGCUCAGGCAGGGCCACAGCACGGGGACCAUUUGCUGGGCGUGCUGCAGCUGCCACUGCCACUGCCACUGUCAGCAUGACACCCACAAAAAGGGAGCCUCCAGACUCACCCCAGCUGCUGCAAGUGCUUCCUCAGCUGUCUUCCCUGAGCUCAAGAUUGAGUACCAGGAGGGAGGAUAUGAUCAGGCAAACCUCAGGUGUGUGUUCAUUCUAUAGCUCCCAGAACAUGUGAAGAGAGAGCAUCUGGCUCCUUUGUCUCCAGGAGGAGGCAGGACUCUGCCCAAACUCACUCAAUAAAAGAUUUUCCCAAAAGGAAGGGUGUUCUGAUGCCCAAGAUGACAGAAGUCCACUACACCACUUUCCUUGGAGAUCUGAUGUGCACAUUUCCUCCCAUCCUUACACCUCGGAAAUCAGGCUCCCACCUGUCAUAACACAGCCAUGCCUCAUGGCAAGACAACGGUUCAUCCUUUCCCUAGGAGAAAAGAGAGGCGAUGCCACGCUGCUUCAGCAACCAUUAAUACUUCGUCCAGCCCUUCACCCCGGGCAUCUGUAGGUGUCUCUCCCUCUGGUUUGGCCAUGGCGCUCUCUAUUUAGAAUGUACGGGUUAAAGUCAGCCGACACGCCAUGCCAUCAGAAGUGCCUCAGGGUCCUCCUUUUCCCAACCUCGUGGUUUUCUUCAGCCAGGAUACCAUACUGCAGCAGACUGAAUGCAGAAGCAACUAUGGGAAUGCAGCGACCUUCUUUCUGUUAAGCCAGGCUUUAAAGGUCCACAGAAAUGCAAAACGAUGCCACUCCUACUGACGAAAUGCAUUUUUUGCUUUGGAAAAUAUAGGUUUUUAAAAAUUUUUAAGUUAAUAUGUAAUGGAUGUAGGGUCUUAAAAUGAACAAAUAAAUAUUUUGCAGAGUUA